AUGGGAAAAGAAAAUAAGUAUAAAAUUGUAAGGUUGGUCAGCACAAUAUGUAAACUGAAAAUGUGCGUCCUAUGACACGGUCAAUCUUGAACCCUAACAGGGGUUACCAUGGUUUCAGUUUGUAAACAAACUUGUAUUCAAUGCUAGCCAGUUGGAUGGAGGGUGGCACUUGCAAUUUGCAGCUGCACCGCACACGGAUCAGUCGACCAUGAAAAAUCGUUUGCCAUAUCGUGCUAGCUCAUGUCGAUUGCCACUUCCCACCCCUUCAAGAAAGGUAGGUUACCUAAAUGUUACGUUUACCAUAAUGUUCCUCAAUUUAUUUUGGAUUUCAUUGCUUCCGUUAUCCUCGCGUAUGCACUUGGCGCACAAAUGUAAGUGAACGUUGAAGGCUUUAACACGUGCUUUCAUGCGGUGCGGCACAUCACCAUGGACGAUGAUGCGGCAAAUGCAUUCAAGGAACUGUACGAAGAAAUUGAUAAGCUGCUGUAUCAACCGGAUGGCGUGCCAAUUGUAAAAAAAUUAGAAGCAGUAAAAAGUGACUCCGAAAAUAGUGCACUCGUGUUGAAGGACGAGGAUAUCGAUGAAUUGAUUGAAUAUUCCAAAAAAUUCGUUGAAAAAACGAAAAAUGAGAUAGGGUUUCCGAAGUCGAAACAGUCACAAGAGCAUGGUGUACAAUGUGCGAGAAGUGAAAGGAAGAGCAAUAAAAAGCUGAAUACACCGCCCAAGUGGAUCAAUGGCGGUAAAGAUAAGGAAUCAGCUGGAACCAAUUGUGCUACAGCCAUUCGAAUCAUCAAGAGAAUUCCCAAGCCACAAAUCAAGAGCCCAGGCAGUAAUAAAUCACCAGAGAAAAAUCAACUGAACAAUCAACGCCCAUCUAGUGGAUUGAAGAAAGUUAGGAAUGUUGGAGUAAAUGUCAAUUUCAUAAGCAAAAGUGUCGCCAAACACUCUAAUAACCUUGCAUUGGCAACGGGUUCAGUUGCAUCCGGCACUUCACCGAUUAUUAAGAAACCUACAACUCCGCAAUCGUCUGGAAAAAUCUACAGGUUUUACUGUAGCAAGCUCAGCCCUUCCCAGCUAUGGGAACAACAGCAUCCAGAAUUAUCAUAUGAAAGCUCUGAGAGAAGCAUCUUUCCCAGAAGGAUAAAGAAGAAUGACCUAAUGGCGAAGCAAAAGGAGCAACAGAAAGUUGAUCAACCAAAAGAGUUAAAAGUUGUACACUUGACAGAGGGACUUGUUCAUUGUGCUAUCAACGAAGACAAGGAAGUGACGAAAACCAACGAGGAACCCGAAAAGGUACAGGACGAAAAAUCUUCUCCGGCUACGCCAGCGAUUACGAAACAUGUGAUACCUGUGAUAAGCAUUAAAGGCGAUUGGAAAGCUUGUCUACAGGUUCAAGAGACGUGCCGAAUCAACAUUUUGGAUGAGAAACGUUGUGAAAAUGCGCAGAAUCGUCCCAGCAACUUGAUGUACGUUGAAAUAAAACAUGGUGGAAUGAAUCCGGUUUCAGAAACCCGAAGUCCUGUGGAUGAUCAAAACAUUGAAGCAAGACCUGCUGAUGCUGCGAAAACUGUUCGCAAGGAAAGUUCUGAAGUAGUAAUCGACCAGAAAUGUGUUGAUAAGUCAUCUAAUAGCCCAAAAACGAAUCGUUAUCUUCAACCGUUUAUCGAUGUACGCAAAGCACGUACCCCAUCAAAUCAACAACUCUUCGUUGAUCUAUCAGAUUCAAACUCGGAUGACAGCGCUGAGGAAUUAAUACUUGAAGCAGAUUCCAGUGACAGCGAUUCGGCAGACAACUUACAGAACAUACUGAAUCUCAAAUCUACAGCAAAGGCCACUAAGAAAACCAAGAUUAUUGGAAAUAUUAGCAGUGUAUCCUACAAGAAUGAAUCACCCAUAGUUCCAAAUGAAGCCACAUCCAAAGUAUCUGUUCAACUGCAAGUACCAUCACCUCCCUGUCGGCUUCUAAGCCCUCCAAAGACUCCCGCGAAAUCACCGCCUGCAGAUGAUUCUAUCGAGCCUUGUCCGGAUGCUUCAAGUUCGUCCAAAUUUUUGGAAAACCUCCGUAUUUGGAAAUCCGCCAUUCAAGUGCAGUCGGAAAAUAUGAAGCUAGGAAACCAGUUGACGGAAAAUUUGGACACUUUGAAGCAAAACAUGGAGGUGAUUGCUGGAGAAACACGAAACAUUACGCAAAUCACUCGAAACUGCGAGCAGAACCUAAAGCAAAUUGAGGGGUUGAAGGAUCGUUACGCUAGAAACUUGGACGGAUCAACAAUUGGAUCGUUUCGUCAGGAAAAUCAGUUCACUGGGGUCACCAACCAUGAAGCCACCACUACUUGCAGCUGCUUCGGAUGUCGUCCACAGCUAGACACCGCUGAUCCCGAACCAAGCUUCGAUCAAAAGGCUUUUCAACGAGCAGUCCUAGAGCAAAAUCCCAGGUAUUCCAAAACGAUUCAGAAAAUCUGUGAGGACGGUCGCAAUCGCAGCUUCAGGAAAUCUCUUACUCCACCGCGGGACGUUGCAGAACGAGCUGCUCAAAAAUUUUUGGAAUCGUAUAGUCGUUCGGUUAGCAGGAUCAGCCAUCGCGGAGGAGUUCCUCUGGAUGAAAGUUCCAUAAGGUCACAUUCGCCCGGAUCAGUUCGUUCGUGGAGUGAGUCAUGUCGUUCAAGAAUUUCCAGCGGAACUGAUGGUGACGUGAGCCUGAGCUCAAGCUGGAUGGUUGGUGGUAUUGUUCGUCAUAGGGGAGAAUAUUCCGAUUCUGUGUCAGACGGUAGAGAACCGGUUGCUGAUCGUAGGGACACUGGAGCUUUCAGCAGUACCAGCAUAUCGGAUGAUAAAUCGUCCGGUGAGUUCCGAAGGAUGAGAAAAUCGCUUUCCGAUGAGGGAGAGGUAUUGAGUCAGGGUGAAAUUAGAUAGAAUAAAAUGAGAUAAGCUGAAAAUGUUGUCUUGUACGUUAUUAUUUGAAAGAACGUUCGGUUAUUUGAUGAAAAAGUAUCGAGUGUAUAGCAGUCCUGCCCAGCUAACACCAAGUCGUAAAUGAUGUUGCAUCUUAAUUGUGACUAUUUGUGUAUCUGCUUCCAUUUACCGCGUGUGAAGUGUACGCAUAUCACCUCUACUUUAGCAUCCUAUUCAACAUCAUAUGCGAUCGUCUGUUGAUUAGGUGACUUCCACCCAUCAGACAAUACGUUGUUGUUUGUUUUUAUUGAAAAAUAUAGUUGAUUUCCGGCAAUAGGGGUACAUCCCAAAAUGUGUCAUUUUUGAGAUUUUAAUGGCAAAUGAUGAAAAACAUGUAAACUUUCAUCUCACAAAGAUCCGUUCCGAAAUUCGUUGAGAAACACGAGAUUUUGGCAUUUUCUCCAAUUUUCCGCAAUAAAGGCACAACUCAAAAUCAGUCAACUUUUUCAAUAGUCGUUGAAAAAUAGUAUUCGAAAAUUCCUGAAACAGAUAGUCAAUUAGUCCCUCCUCAUAAUACAAAAUUCGUUUACUUUUGUCAAAUGGUGAGAGAAAUAAGUGAACUUGCAGGAGGUGCUUCAAGGUUACCAAUUUUUAAACGCUCAUUCUGAAAAUUCACAUUGAGUUGUGCCCCUAUUGCAGCAAGCCGACGAUAUGUUGUAUUUGGUGGCGGCUGUCGUACGGUAUGAACGCUCGUUUAAUUCGACCACCAACCCUCAAAAUGCCGUCCUCGGGGUCUACGAACCAGUGUCUUAAUUUGACAAAUUACAAUCAUCCGCACCGACGCCCAGUGGCUUUUGCGUCGUAGAUUUGUUUUGAUUAUCGUCUGGACAACACAAGUGCCACUCUCUAACACCGCUAGCCAUGAUGGUCUC
Aedes albopictus (Asian tiger mosquito) is the source of this 3824-nucleotide messenger RNA. RefSeq lists its product as uncharacterized. Lineage: Eukaryota; Metazoa; Arthropoda; Insecta; Diptera; Culicidae. The record is from RefSeq and is a predicted model, not a curated record. The transcript is spliced from 2 exons. Bases 427 to 2913 code for a protein of 828 amino acids.